AAAAACUGCCCAAACGGGCCCUGAAACAGUUGUACAUCCAAGAACCGAUGAUUCUCAUGCGUAUUUAUCUGGAAUUUCGCAUUUAUCUUCCAUUUUUGAAGAUGGGUUUGAAAAUAUUUGUGGGCCUGAGCAAGAUGUGAUGCAGAGUUAUGGUGAUUGUCAAUGCUUGCAGAGUAGAGAUGACCAGUUUUUAGGUAACGAUAGAUGUGUAGUUCAUGGAUAUAGGAGGGUUAGAUCUUUCGUCUCGAACGAUGGGAGUGAAAAUGUUAGUGAGGUUAGUGGGAAGAAUGUGAAUCAGGCUUGGUGUUCUCAGUACUUGAAAGGUGAACCUUUGGUGGUUGUUUCUGAUGGUAAAUAUUUUCUUGGUGGAAGCUCUGAUUUUAAGCCCUUGAAUUUGCCUGUUAGGAGUUUGAGAUCAAGGGUUAUGGAUAAUGAUAAACAUGAACUGAAACAUCGACGUGAAUCGAGUCCUAAGAUUGAGGAAAGGGACAAUAAUGAUGUUAAAGUUCUGAAAAUCCGAGGCAUGGUGCCGAUGAACUUGGAGAAGAAGUUUGAGGAAGCUGCUGGAUCAUCGUCCAUUCCCUGGCGGUCGAGAUCUGGGAGGAUGGAGAACAGUGAAGAAAGGAGUAAUCGCAAGCCACCUGCACAUUGCAGGCCUCGCUCUGUUGGGCAAUUUGAGUUUGAGCAUCUCAAGUUUAGGUCGUCCAGGGGUUCAAAGUUUUCCAGUUCUCCUGAAUUGACAAGCUCAAAAGUGGAAGAUGUCGUGGGUAAAAAGGUGUUCGUUUCACGUCCGAAAAUAGCCCCCCUAAAUUCUGAAGCAGCACUGAUCAGUGGUGUGGAGACUCGGCCAUUUAAUGGUGGUGCUUCCUCAGAGACGAAUGGCCUUGGAGAUUCAGAGUACAAUAUGAAGAACUCUGGUGAUAGUGGAGAAGAGGAUAAAGUGGGAAAAGGGAAACGAGCUGUUGAAUCUUUAGACUCAGGUAUCAAAUCUUCAACCCUUGCAAAGGUUCUAUCACGGGCUAAGUCAGUUAGAACAAUCAAACCAAGUCGAUACAUUGGGGAUGAGAAGGAGCAUUUGUCAAAUCAAAUUGAUGGCAAAGUCGGACUUGGGGCGUUCCAUAACAAAGUUGAAGUAGAGUCUUUGAUGAGGGGAGAAGAACAUGAAAAUCCUCCCAUAAACCAUCAAAAUGAGGAAUUCAAUAGUAUUUUCCCCAUGCCAAAGCCAAAGCCAACUGCCUCUGAGUUCAAACACGAAGAAAAUGAAGAUCUUAAUGACCGAAAUAUUACAGAAUCUGAAGGAGACGCAGAGAGUGAGCUCGACAAGAGUUCAGACGAAGAUGAUGCUAGAUCAAACGUUGAGAAUGAUGCAGAACUUGAAGGGAGUGAAGUCGACAGAAAAGCUGGCGAGUUCAUAGCCAAGUUCAGAGAGCAAAUAAGGCUUCAGAAGAUUUCAUUGGCGGAAGGAUACAACGGCUGGUAGCUGCAACUAGUCAAGUUAACUUGAAAGUCCAUACUUAUUAGCUGAAAGCUGAUUUUUUAUCAGCAGUUGUUGGUAUUUAUUAAUUCAUUCUCCCUGUAAAUUUUGUAUUCAACUUAAUUAGUUUUAUGAUCAGAUGAAGAUUGUCUAUCUUCGUUUUUAUCAUUGUAUGCAAUGUGUUUGAACUUUGAAGU
This is a messenger RNA of Sesamum indicum (sesame), 1671 nucleotides long. RefSeq lists its product as uncharacterized. The record is from RefSeq and is a predicted model, not a curated record. Lineage: Eukaryota; Viridiplantae; Streptophyta; Magnoliopsida; Lamiales; Pedaliaceae.